This is a messenger RNA of Pezoporus occidentalis (night parrot), 1687 nucleotides long. RefSeq names its product transglutaminase 1 (gene TGM1). Gene Ontology annotation, biological process: peptide cross-linking. The record is from RefSeq and is a predicted model, not a curated record. Gene Ontology annotation, molecular function: protein-glutamine gamma-glutamyltransferase activity. The annotation marks the transcript as partial. The transcript has 11 exons. Lineage: Eukaryota; Metazoa; Chordata; Aves; Psittaciformes; Psittacidae.
CUCAAUGGCGGCCUCCGACCCCCGGCGGGACCCAGGCCGCUGGGCCGCCGCCAGCCUCCGAGCUCGGGAGGCCCCGGAGGCGGGGCCCAGGCCCCGGGGCAGCCUCUGGCGCCGCCUGUGCCGCUGCUGCGGGCCCUGCUGCGGCCGCUCCUCCGCGGGGCCCUGGGAGCCCGACUCACGCGAGGCCCCGGCUCGGCGAGGCCUGCAGGCCCCGCGGCCUGGCCCCACCCCCCAGGUGGCCAAGGGCACUCACGUCCUCAUCCCAUUGGGCGAGAGCUCGGCCACCGGUUGGACGGCGGAGGAGGAGGAGGAGGAGGAGGGGGCGGAGCCAGGGGGAGGCCACGCCCUCCGCCUCCGCGUCACGGCCCCGCCCCACGCCCCCAUUGGCCGCUACCGGCUGAGCGUGCGCACGCGCACCCCGGAGGGCGGGGAGUACGCGGCGCCCUUCGACGAGCACAAUGACGUCAUCAUCCUCUUCAACCCAUGGUGCCCCGAGGACUCGGUGUUCAUGGAGCCCACGUCGGACCUGGCCGAGUACGUCCUCAACGAGAGCGGGCGCAUCUUCUACGGCACCGAGGACCAGAUCGUCGAGCGCUCCUGGAACUACGGGCAGUUCGAGCAGGGCGUGCUGGAAGCCUGCCUCUUCAUCCUGGACCGCCGAGGGAUGCCCCAUAGCGCCCGGGGGGACCCGGUCAUGGUGGCCAGGGUGGUGUCGGCCAUGGUGAACUCCCUGGACGACAACGGGGUGCUGGUGGGGAACUGGACGGGGCGCUACGAGCAGGGCACCAACCCGUCGGCCUGGGCGGGCUCGGUGCACAUCCUGCGGGGCUUCCUGAGCACCGGGGCGCCCGUGCGCUACGGGCAGUGCUGGGUGUUCGCGGGGGUCGUCACCACCGUGCUGCGGUGCCUGGGGCUGCCCACGCGGACGGUGACCAACUACAACUCGGCACACGACACCGACGUCUCCCUCACCACCGACAUCUACCUGGACGAGAGCAUGAAGCCCAUGGAGCGCCUCAACACCGACUCCGUUUGGAACUUCCACGUGUGGAACGACUGCUGGAUGAAGAGGCCCGACCUCCCUGCGGGCCACGAUGGGUGGCAAGUGGUGGAUGCAACCCCCCAGGAGACCAGCAGUGGGCUGUUCUGCUGCGGGCCCUGCUCCGUGGAGGCGGUGAAGAACGGGGAGGUCUUCCUCAAGUACGACACCCCCUUCGUGUUCGCUGAGGUGAACAGCGACAAGGUGUACUGGCAGCGCCAGCCCAACGGCACCUUCAGCGUGGUGCACGUGGAGGAAGGCGCCAUCGGGCGCCGCAUCAGCACCGUGGGGCCGGGCUCGGGGGCCCGCCUCGACAUCACCCACCUCUACAAGCACCCCGAGGGCUCAGCCGAGGAACGCCGCGCCGUCUCCACCGCCACGGCGCACGGCUCCCGGCCCCACCGCGCCGGUCCCGAUGGGGCUGGCAGUGGGGCCAGCAGCGGGGGGGAGGUGUCGCUGUGGGUCACGGCCGAGGAGGCGGUGGCCGGGGCCACGCUGGAGCUGAGGGCGCGGGCCCGAAACGAGGGGGCGGAGCCUCGGACACUACGGCUCCGCCUGUCGCUCGCCGGCGUCACCUACACCGGCGUGACGGCGGCCGCCUUCCGGAACGAGCAGCACCGGCGUGUCAUCCCCCCCCAGCAGGGGUAA